This is a messenger RNA of Penicillium griseofulvum, 510 nucleotides long. Its product is annotated as MARVEL domain-containing protein. NCBI's taxonomy places the organism in Eukaryota, Fungi, Ascomycota, Eurotiomycetes, Eurotiales, Aspergillaceae. Bases 1 to 510 code for a protein of 169 amino acids. Gene Ontology annotation, cellular component: membrane. The transcript is spliced from 3 exons. The record is from RefSeq and is a predicted model, not a curated record.
AUGCUUUCCUGGAUCUACCCAUUGCGAAUCGUGCAGGCCAUCCUGUCCCUGGCUACAAUUGGUCUUACUGCAUAUGAAAUCGCCUCUCUAUACGACGAAUGGUCCUACUCAAAUGUCAUCUACUACAUGCUCUUCAACGGCUGCUGGACAACAGCCAUUGCAGUCCCCUACCUGGGCCUCGCACCUGUAGCCUAUCCUCGCUUCUCACAUGAAGUUGCCAUUCCUCUUAUUGAGCUGAUCACCGGCGGCCUCUGGCUCAGCGGUUGGAUCGCCUUGGCCGCCAUGAUCCCCUCGCCUGGUGCAUGCCACUAUUCCAGCUGCCAUGCCCUCCAGGCUUUGAUUGUCGUCGGGGCUGUCCAAUGGGCUACUUUCGUCGUCACAAACGCCUUUGCCAUCAUAGACGUGAAGAACUCUCGUCGCAACGCGAAGAACCACCGUGACGAGGCUUCCCCGGAGAUGGCUGAUGCUGGCGCCAACAAUACUACUACCGCCACUACCGACGCUGUCUAG